AUGAACCCACUUUGGCAACAGAAGAAGUUAAGAGAGUUUUGUGAGAAAAAUGGUGUUCAUAUCACAGCUUACUCUCCUUUGGGCGCCAAGGGAACAAUUUGGGGAAGUAACCACGUCAUGGAAUGUGAGGUGCUAGAGGAAAAUCUGUUGCCCAGAGAGGAGGGGGUGAGGAAGAAGGAAGUGGAGGGUUUGAUUUAUGCUUACAAGGCUGGACUUGAAUUGUCUCUGUAUUUGGAUGUGAUUUCCGCUGGUGCUACUAGUUCGAAAUCGGUUGAUUUGUAUGGGACUAGGAUUUCGAAUAGAGAUUUUGAAGCUGGGUUUUUUGUGAAAGAUUUGGGGAUUUGUUUGAAGCAGUGUCAGAAUAUGGGCUUUGCUUUGCCUGGAUUGGGAUUAGCUCAACAACUUUAUCUUUCUCUCAAGGCUUAUGGAGAAGGUGAUUUGGGCACCCAAGCACUUAUUUUGGCUCUUGAGCGGCUCAACGAUGUCUCGCUAGCGAAGCUAUUCUUCAAGAAGCUUCAAGGAACACACAAAUGGGUGUUUGUGUGA
This is a messenger RNA of Camellia sinensis, 546 nucleotides long. The record is from RefSeq and is a predicted model, not a curated record. NCBI's taxonomy places the organism in Eukaryota, Viridiplantae, Streptophyta, Magnoliopsida, Ericales, Theaceae.